Bombus pascuorum is the source of this 1397-nucleotide messenger RNA. RefSeq lists its product as uncharacterized. NCBI's taxonomy places the organism in Eukaryota, Metazoa, Arthropoda, Insecta, Hymenoptera, Apidae. The coding region runs from base 210 to 560 and encodes 116 amino acids. The record is from RefSeq and is a predicted model, not a curated record. The transcript is spliced from 4 exons.
AUACGUAAGAAUCAACGCAAUUUCUUGACUAUAACAUAACAAUACCAGUUACUAUGUCCUAACUUUCACAUCAUCGAAUAGUGUCAAAGCAAUCAGAGCAUAGACGAUGUACAAUUUCUGAAAACUUUGUCACCUCAGUUCGUAUUGAAACUUGAUCGGUGAUACUUUAUCUAUUGCGAUCAUUUACAAAAACUUUCAAUCAUUCCGCUAUGUUUAAAUUUAUUUAUUUAUAUUUUUUUAUAAUCCUUCCGGUUAUUAUAAGCGCUGCAAAAAAGGAACAUAAAGUUUUUUCAGAUAUAAUUGAAAGAUUAAGAAAAAAGUCAACUGAUGAAGAACACGGAGGAAUUAUUGCUAUGAAAAGACAACUGUUUCAAGAUAUUUUUACAGAACAUCAGAAAGAUAACAAAUUGCAAUUUGGCUAUGUUUGCGAAAACCCAGUUCAAUGGGAACAAAGAUUCGAAGAAAAAGAUCUUCCGAAUAAUCGACAUCGUGGAAAGGUCAAGUGGGCAAAUAUAGAUGGCAGCUAUGGUGAGCACUACUGGGACUUAAAUCAUAAGUAAUCUUUAUACAGAAAGUGACGAAACGUAUAAACUAAUCAUCGUUACAGAUCUGUAAAUCCAUUCUAUAAAUGUUAAUUGGGACAUAACUUAUGUAUAUUUACAAUCAUGUAUGUUACAAAAUAAGCAUCAUAAUUACUUCUCCAUAUGUGUCUGUUUAAUUAAAAUUUUAUACAAGUUAUUCCUCCUAUAUAAACAAAAUCAAAGUCGUUGAUUUAUGAUUAAUCAAACUUUAUUGAUUCUUUGAAAAUCUUAUAAAAUGACGAAAAAAUAUUAUAUACUUGCUAUUAUUUCUCUAAUUAUUGAAAAUGUGUAGAAGAUCGUAACUUCAUUGUAAUAUGGUGCGAUCAAAAAGACAACCUUAUUUCAAAGAAUCUUGUAAUAGGUAUCAGAAGCACUUUACUCUGGUAGAUAACGAAGCACUCUGGUUUGAAACAUAUUUUAUUAAACCUUUAACUUUAACACCUUUAAACUUAAAUACGUAGGGUUUUAUAUAUGUUAGUGUUCAACCAAACAGGGCAGAUCCUUCAUUUUAUAGGUUCUUGUAUAUGCUGGCGUGAAUCAUCUUUCCUGCAUAGCGCAGCACUAGUCCAGAAAAAACUAUAAGCAUAAACACUCUCAUUUCCUCUCUGGCUGAAUUAAUUCUACACGAAUAACAUUUUUUGUACGAGAUUAUCCAAAACUGAAUUACGCUGAUCUAGUUGAGCAUUUAUAGCUUUUGAUUAAAAAAUUAGAAAACAUACAUUUAAAUUAACAAAGCUAUGCAUUCUGUAUAUAGCAAUAUAUGUAAAAAGAAAUUAUGUAUAUAAAAUACUUGAUAAACUAAACUUUUUUAUCAUA